Messenger RNA from Symbiodinium sp. CCMP2592, 6201 nucleotides. NCBI's taxonomy places the organism in Eukaryota, Dinophyceae, Suessiales, Symbiodiniaceae. The record is from the annotation of a GenBank genome assembly.
AUGAGUGAGGCCCCUGCCGAUGAGGACCCAAGACUGGGGAGGACGGCUUCCGCUGCCACGGCGGACUCAUCUGACACUGAUGAUCACCAGAUCGAUUCCGAGGACUAUGACGACGGAGCUGUGGCCCCGGUCCCGACCACUCCAGGGGGAACACCAGUACCUGCUGGACCCCCCCCACCAAUGGCUGUGCAGAGCUGGAGAUGGAUCAGCCAGCAGGUCUCCUCGGCGGUGGCCGGUGUGAUGAUGCAGCAGGGUCUGGCUGUGCAGAGGGCUCUGACCCUCUUUCAAGGGGAUUGGAGGAUUAUUGGGGACAGUCUUCGUAUCGACAUCUCUUUCUUAGGGGACGAGACGGCCGGACAUCCUUUUUCGCUCCACUUCAGCGACUCCGGACCCAGUGGAGAUGAGGAGAACGAUCGCGAUGAUGAGGACAGACAUGACCCCGCCGGACAUGCAAACACCGCUACUGAGGAGACGGAGGUCACGCAUGCCCUGACCACCAGAAUGAACAAUGAGGGCAGAACACGCAUGACACCGGCGGAGGCGUACCGGCUGGCCUCUAUCUUGACCAGGGGUGAUGAGGAGCUGACUACUUCGAGUCCUGUGCCAGGACCUCGAGCAGUGGCGGUGCUUCCUAGCACGCCUCCGGACUUCCAGGAUGAGGAGGCCCCUGCCCCUGUCACACAUGGUGAUGAUGGCACUGGUAUCGGCUCCAUGGUCGCUGCCUCCUCUACGGCUUCCUCCUCGACUAUGCUCCCCAGCUCGAUGAUCUCUGGCCCUCAUCCAGGUGCGGCUGAGGCCAAACCACGUCCCAAGGCAAAUCGCAAGUGGGUGCCUCAUUUGCUUCCGAAUGCAACAGCAGAUGACCCUACAUGUGCACUAGGAGAUUGGGAUCGGGGGUCCUGCCUUCCACAUGUGCUCACAUCACACUCAGGCGACGACGUAGUGACAGCACGGCCUAGGAAUGCACAGGCUGCCUCCCCAAUAGGGCUGAAUGGGCCACUGUCAGAGCCUCCAUCUAGUUGGAGCAUCGACCUCACAUCUCAGCAGCGGCUGCCGAGUGAAAAUGAAUCUUGCCACGAGUCUGCGAAUGUGCAGGGUGUCUUCACGUACCAUCGGACCUGCUUUAUUUGCUCUACCUCGGCAUGCUUCUUGCUUCGAUCCUGGUUGGCCAGGUACUCUACUUGUGCCUCCCGGACUACCUCGGUGCAAAGCUCAAUGGCUAUAUGUGCGGUGGCCUGCUCUGCAAUGUCUGGGUUGUUAUGUAUGACAUUGGCAUCUCUCGCUUUCAGGUCACUGACCACUUCCUGUCCCCCUAUGGCAGCAUCCUCAACCAAGACGGUGUCACCCACAGACAUUGUCACACUUCGCUUCUCCCACGGCAUUGAGUCAAACCUGUACACUCAUGCUCGCUCAUCAGGUGUUCGCUACUGCCCUGACAACUACGGCUUCAGCUGCACCGGUCCCAAGUCCGGUGGUGUGCACAGGCGGCAAUGCAUUGCUGUACUGUUCUUCCUGAUUCUUGCAGAAAAUUUAGUUAAUUGUGAUUCAGUGCACACAGAUGCGAGGGUUGACAUCUUUGCUGACGCGAUGUCUGGAGUUGACGGGAAUCUCCUGUCAGCGAAGCCAGUCAGCAUUCGGAGGGCUUUGCCGCCCGACGCUGAGGGUAAACUCUCGAGAAGUGGUAAACGAUCUUAUGCUAGAGCGUAUGCACGGUCUUGCAGAGAGGGCGGAGCACACUUUCGAGGACGAUGGCGUCCCCACCAGUGGUUUCAGCCUCGACAUGUACCACCCCAGUAUGUGCCUAAGCCUCCGGCCUGUGACCUACCGGGCCCCGAUUCAUGGAAGGUACUGACCUGGAACUCAGGUGGUCUUACGACCCAAGUCUACCAAGAACUGCAGACCUACGUACGACUUCAUCAAUACGACCUCGUACUGGUACAGGAGACCAAAUGGUCUUUUGAUGCCAAUUGGAGCACACGUGACUUUCACUACAUUCACUGUCAUGGAAUUCUGAAAGAAGACCGCUCGACAGGAUUGUGGGUGAUGAUCGCGACGAAACACGUCAAGGCCACAGAUAUUCAGUUCAACAUUGUUCACCCUGGUCGCAUACUACACGUCAGGCUACCGAUUGGCCAAGUUCAUCUGGACAUCGUCACGUGGUAUCAAUACUCCAGCAGCACUGCUGAAGGAGUAUAUGAACGGAGGCAACAACUGCUUAUUAAACUGCAAAGGUGCCUACUUGCCCUCCCGCAACGGAACCCACUGGUGCUCGCAGGUGACUUCAACUGCGGAAUGGUCCCACAUCAGGCCCUGUGCGGACCGUGUGUGCUACCAGCUAAUCCUCUUCAGUACAAAGACCUCGAUGACCAUCAGGACGUGCUUCGAGCUCUUCCUGUUUGUGUUCUUAACACAUGGUCGCGACCCAAGCAUGGUCAACUGGCUACAUUCACUUUUGGCUCUCUGGCAUCACAAAUCGACUACAUAGUUGUUCGUCAGCGGCAAGCCACAAGACUCGCCAAAAAGGCGACAAUACUUGAUCGCUUCCCAGUCGCUCAGUGGAGACAAGGUGGCAACCAUCACCCCGUGGUGGCUUAUGUGCCGGUGCCUCGAAGAGUUGUCGUGCGAAAACAGGCCACUGUACCAUCAUUUGACAGGGAGCGCCUUCUGGCAGAUCUUCGGCAGCCCACGGCGUCUCCCGCACUGGCUGGCUUCCGCGAGGAUAUCCAGGACUCCAUGCCAGCACCCAUAUGUCGGCUCAAUGAUCUUCUCAUGCAGGUGGCGACCAAGCACUAUCCGACGCCGCCCAAGCCGACUCAACCUCCAGAUCAACCCCUCGAGCUGGCCAACUCUGCCAGGCAUAUGUGGGCCAUUUUCCGAACCAUGAGGAGUCAGAAAUUCACCUUGCAGGGUGUUGCUACUGCCUGGAAACUUUGGGCCCGUUUUCAGCGGGCACACAAGGCCCACAAGGACAGAGCCAAACAGCGCACCAAGCAAAAACGAAAUGAUCUGCUGCAACAAGCCCAGGAGGCCGCGGAAAAGGGUCACUACUCUGGCCUUUGGCGAAUUGUCAAACAGAUGACGCCCAAGGUCCCGCAUAAGCGUUUGCAGCUGCACCGCAAUGGCCACAUCAUCAGCACUUCCGAGGAACUAGAUUGGAUACUGACGGCCUAUGGAGAACGGUACGGAGCCCAGGCGACCGAUGGUGGCUGGAAAGGACCUGUCGGGUCUACGGAAAUCGUCACUAUUGAUGCCACAGAAUUACGUGAUCAAAUGCUCAGGAUCCACCCAGGCAAGGCUGUCCCCCGUGGCAAAGCUGCUGCUCUUCUGUGGAAGGCUAGUGCUGCUCAAGUUGCACCCAUCGUGGCUGAUGAAGUCAACACCUGCUGGAACCAACCUUCUUUGUCACCGCAGGUUGACACAGGAUGGUCCGAGGCUACCGUGUCGCUAUUGCCCAAGGCCCAUGGCAGAAUGCAAACGCCGCUUGAUCUUCGCCCGAUUGGCCUACAGGAUCCACUGGGGAAAUGCGUGAUGACCCUGCUCCUGCGACAGGCUCGGUCGACAGCGGAGGCCUUGGUCAGACAAUACCCACAGACCGCCUAUGUGCAGGGCCGGGGCACCAGCACGGCUCUCAGAAGGGUGUUCGCCCACUGUGCUGCGGUGCGGGCUGACUGCGGCAAUGAUCGACUGAACCCACACCAACAACAAGCGGGAGAACAAAAACGGCAAUGCAGUGGAGGACUGCAGAUAAGUCUGGACAUGUCGGCAGCGUUUGAUUUGGUCCGAUGGGACUUCUUGAAGGAAGCCAUGGACUUCGCGAACAUCCCGAUAAGCAUCCAGGACAUACUGCUCGUCUGGCUCUCCCAAGUGCGGUACAUAUUUCAUCAUCGGGACUGCGCAGGAUCUCUGCAGCCUCAAUGGGGAUUGAGGCAAGGAUGCGUCGCAUCCCCCAUUCUCUGGAGCUUGUUUACUUCCUUGAUGUGUGCAGCCCUGGACCGGAAACUCGGAGGCGGAUGGUCGACAGAGCAUGCAACUCUGUAUGCAGACGACACUCACUCGAAGUGGAGGUUUAAAACUUAUGUCGAGCUGGAGCGCAGUAUGAUGGAAGCCCGUGUUGCGCUCGGGGUCUUUCGCGCCUUUCACAUGAAGGUGAACUACGAAAAGACCAAGGCCAUCCUGAAGGUGGUCGGAGGCCUACGCAGCAGAGUUCACAAGGAGUAUGUCCGCAAACACGAUCAGGAACGGCGUCUUCUUCUUUCACCGAGGGACCCCACGGCAUGGGUAGCACUGGUGACACAGGCAGAAUACCUAGGUCUUAUUAUCUCCUACGGGGCUUUCGAACUACAGUCCAUGCGACAUCGAAUCUCCAAGGCCAACAAACGUCGGUGGGCCAUGGCCGCUGUGCUCCACUCUCGCCGCAUCAGUGUAGGCUACAAGCUGCAAAUAUGGCGAAGCUGCGUUCUCAGUACUCUCACGUACGGACUUCAUUGCUGUGGCUUAACUGGAGAUCAAUUACGGGAGGCCCAGAAGCAUAUGAUGAGACACGUCAGGGCUGUCACCAACAACCAGGCGCAUAUCACCGGAGACUCACAUGAAACCGUCAUGGAUAAGUUCGGUGUGCAAACAGUUGCUGGUGUUCUUCAGCAAACGCAUGAUCGAGAAUCACAAGCUGGCCUCUCAGCAACCGAGUGGAUGCAAGAUGAUUGCUGGUUACAACACAUCAGCGACAGGUUCCGACAACACAGUAUAUCUGAGCCGGAGGGGGCCGAGUCUGCAGUUUGGAACUGUCCGAUUUGUGAUGAAGCCUUUACGACCUCAGCUGCACUGAAGAUUCAUGCAAGACGAUCACAUAACAUUGUUGAUGAGCACAAGGAAGUCUUCAAUAAAGCUCGACACUCUAAGAACGGACUUCCCAUCUGCAAAUUUUGUGAUAAGAAGUUCUCCAAGUGGCAGUCAUUGGCGAUCCAUAUCAACAACAACUCUUGUCCAGUACUGAUUGCUCCGCCGGACGAUGCCAGCCAUUCCGAUUUUGGAUUUGCCAACAUGCCCUCCGUGCCCUCAAAGCCCUCCGAUACCUCUGACAGUGUGCCCCAGCAGCCGACAGAAGAUGACUCCGUGAGUAUUUGCCAACUGCCUGAUGUUCGGAGAGCUGUACAGACAGGGAUCAACGCAUUCAUUCCGCUCAAAGCCAUCACAUCGAAGCUUCAGCAGACCUGUAGCAUCUGUGGACAAUGGGUCGCAUCCCAUCGCACACUCAAGCGUCAUUUUCAGUACUCACACAAGGAUCUACUUGAGACUCUGGGUGCCCGCGUGAACAAACUUGUCACACGUACUGCCACAGCCAGCCCUACGUGCCACUACUGUGGAGUUGCUUGCAAGGACUGGAGGGGCCAUCUUUCCAAGAUGUUCAACGACGACGAGAUGACGGAGUUCUUCGGGGAACUGCAGGACAGCCACAAAAACAAGCGGAGGCGUCCGGAAGCUCGGGACGCACCCAAGGGCCAGAUGUCGGCAUCAAGCCAGUCCGCGGCUGGGGGCUUGACGCUUACUUCACUCGCUCGCAUAGUGCUGAGGCAGGACGAGGAGUUAAGAGUGAUCAAACAAGAUCACUCACUGGUCCUAUGGCUGAAGGCAGGUGCGGACUCGAUCAUGCCUUUUCUUCACCAAACGGCGGUGCAGUUUCGCAAAAAGCAGGAGGAGGCACCGGAUUGGAGCCCAGGCUGGCAGCCCCUGCGGACUGUCAUGGCUCUGGCAAUGAUCCGCGAACUGGCCACCCGAAUGGAAGCAGCGAUCCAAGACGAAUCCCUAAGGAAGACGGUGACGGAGAAAGGAUGGCUGGACAGCCAGGGACACUGGCGAUUCCAACGCUGGAACCCUCGCCUGAGAUGCCUCGAGGAGGACAAGGAUCGCCCACCGUUGGCCACCCAGGCUCUGAAAGCUACGCUGGAGGAGAUCUAUGCGGCCCUCAAAGGCGAAACGGUCACGCGGUUCAAGUGUACACGCCGACUCACCGAAACAAUGGAGUCCCAGUCGGUGUUCAAAAUGGACAUCUCCACGAGAGGCAACGGGAUUCAGGCAUGGAACAAGCUGCUCGAGGUUCAGGGCAACAGCGUCUGGCAGCUUGUUGGAGUGGCAUACCGCAAAGAAAGCCUCAAGGACAGCCCUGCCAUUCAGAAGCUACGAGAGCUGCUACGACCGAAGUAA